This is a messenger RNA of Ornithodoros turicata, 3172 nucleotides long. It is a transcript of the gene ClC-c, whose product is annotated as H(+)/Cl(-) exchange transporter 4-like. Lineage: Eukaryota; Metazoa; Arthropoda; Arachnida; Ixodida; Argasidae. Gene Ontology annotation, biological process: chloride transport; transmembrane transport. Gene Ontology annotation, cellular component: plasma membrane; early endosome; synaptic vesicle. Gene Ontology annotation, molecular function: voltage-gated chloride channel activity. Bases 322 to 2853 code for a protein of 843 amino acids. The record is from RefSeq and is a predicted model, not a curated record. The transcript has 17 exons.
AGAGCCCAAAUGAUAGCCACUGUUGUCGGUUUGUGUGUUUAUUUAUCGAAGUCGGCAUACUGUGGUGCUUAAUGCAGCUAUUCGUGGUAUAUGAUGUGACUGGACACACAAUUUCAACAGAAUAACUAUUCUAGUCAACACUGGAAGAGGCACAGAUCUGAUCAUUGAUUACCAAGAAUACUCACAAGUGAAACGAUACGUUCUGUAGCGUACUGGUCACCUGUCACUUACCGUUUGGAAGAGUGUAAUCUGUGCAAACGUGUUGACAUUUUCACUAUACGAAUCAGUAAAAAGCAUCGAUGACCUAUCAACGGAGCAUGGAUGAGAAUGGAGACUGAGCGCCUGGUGGGGCAGCAGAGCCAUGCUCUCGCUUACCAGGCCUUGCUGUCGGGACAGCCAAUAGGGAAAGAAGCCGCCAGUGGCAGCAGCAGCGACGAGGACAUGAUUGACCUCAUGCCUCGGGAUCAGCUUGCAGCCGCAGGAGACAGCACAUGCUUAGGAGAAGAAAGUGCCAGCAAGUUCACUAACCCGCUGUAUGCCCAGGCCUUUGGGGACUCGAGUUUUGAGUCACUGGAAGCAGAAUGCUCGCACCUCACAGGAGGAACGAGCCAAGCAGUUGAACUGGAAGAACAGCUUGGUGGAGGCUCCCAUUACGAUGACUUCCACACGAUCGACUGGCAGCGGGACUUGGCACGGGACCGUAUGCGGCACCGGCUCCUGCAGAAGCGCAGGACGCAGGGAGGGGUGUGGGACAUGCUGGCCGCUUUCCACGACGCCUGGUCAGGGUGGCUUUGCGUCUUGCUCGUAGGCCUGGCCGCAGGGGCCAUUGCGGCAGUCAUAGACAUAGGCGCCCUCUGGAUGAAAGACCUCAGAGAGGGCAUCUGUCCACAGGCUUUCUGGCUCAAUAAAGAACAGUGCUGCUGGGCAUCGAAUGACACAUUCUUCAAGGGUGAUGACUGCAAGCAGUGGUACAGGUGGCCCGAAAUGUUCAGCAGCGAGCUCAACAAAGAAGGUGCAGGAUUUUAUCUGCUAUCUUAUCUGGUAUAUGUAAUGUGGAGCGUACUGUUUGCCACACUGGCUGUCAUGUUAGUGCGAACGUUUGCUCCUUACGCCUGUGGAUCUGGAAUACCCGAAAUCAAAACCAUUUUGAGCGGGUUCAUCAUUCGCAGCUACCUAGGCAAGUGGACGCUGACCAUAAAGUCUGUGUGCCUAGUAUUAGCCGUCGGUGCUGGACUCAGCCUGGGUAAAGAAGGUCCCCUGGUGCACGUCGCCUGCUGCAUCGGGAACAUCUUCUCAUAUCUCUUUCCAAAGUACGGCAAGAAUGAGGCCAAAAAGAGGGAGAUCCUGUCAGCUGCAGCUGCAGCAGGUGUUUCUGUGGCCUUUGGGGCUCCCAUCGGAGGAGUGCUUUUCAGCCUGGAGGAAGUGAGCUACUACUUUCCGCUCAAGACACUGUGGCGCUCCUUCUUCUGUGCCCUGGUGGCAGCUUCGGUGUUACGCUCUAUCAACCCUUUCGGCAACGACCACCUGGUCAUGUUUUAUGUGGAAUACGAUCUGCCUUGGCUCUUCUUUGAGCUGGUGCCCUUCGUCCUGCUGGGCAUCCUCGGUGGAGUGGUGGCCACCAUUUUCAUUAAGUGCAACAUCCGCUGGUGCAGGUACCGCAAGGAGUCUCGUCUGGGACAGUACCCCAUCUCUGAGGUGUUGGCCAUCACAGUGAUCACAGCCGUGCUAAGCUUUCCUAAUGAGUACACUCGGAUGAAUACAAGUGAUCUGAUCAAGGUGCUGUUCAGCCAGUGCGGCAUCACAGAUGUAACGCCUCUGUGUGACUACAAACGGAACUUCACCAAUGUCAACAACCACAUCGACAUUGCAGAAGCCGGGCCCGGGGUGUACACGUCUCUAUGGCAACUCAGCCUGGCCCUCGUCUUCAAGCUCCUCAUUACUAUCUUCACGUUUGGAAUCAAGGUUCCCGCCGGUAUCUUCAUCCCGAGCAUGGCAUUCGGUGCUAUCAUGGGAAGGAUGAUCGGCAUUGCUGUGGAACAGCUGGCAUACCACUACCCAACGCUGUGGAUAUUCCAAGGAGCGUGCAACACGGGCGAGAACUGCAUUACGCCUGGCCUCUACGCCAUGGUGGGGGCAGCCGCGUGUCUCGGAGGGGUCACACGCAUGACUGUGUCCCUGGUGGUCAUCAUGUUCGAACUGACUGGAUCAGUGCGCUACAUCGAGCCUCUCAUGGCAGCAGUAAUGGCCAGCAAAUGGGUGGGGGAUGCACUGGGGAAAGAGGGCAUAUACGAUGCCCACAUCCACCUUAAUGGCUACCCAUUCUUGGACAACAAAGAAGAAUUUGCCCACACCACCCUGGCUGCUGACGUCAUGCAGCCGAGAAGAGGGGAUGGGAGCCUCUGCUGUGUCACCCAAGACAGUAUGACUGUGGAUGAAGUGGAGUGCUUGCUCAAGACAACCGACCACCAUGGCUUUCCCGUGAUUGUCUCUGCGGAAUCCCAGUACCUGGUAGGCUUCAUCAACCGAAAGGACUUGGGCCUGGCACUGGGAACUGCAAGAAAGACUCAGGAAGGGGUGGUAGGCAACUCUCGCGUUCUCUUCGUCAGUCACGUACCCACACCUUGGAGUGGCCCUCCCCCGGUGAAGCUGCGGCGAUUUUUAGAUCUGGCUCCCAUCACGGUAACCGACCAGACCCCGAUGGAGACUGUAAUCGACAUGUUUCGCAAGCUGGGACUUCGACAAACUCUGGUCACUCACAACGGAAAAAUCCUCGGGAUUAUAACGAAGAAGGACGUGCUGCGGCACAUCAAGUUACUUGCCAAUGAAGAUCCCGAGUCUGUCCUCUUCAACUAGAGAUGCUCCAAAAAGGAUCCCAUCUGCUGCAUUUACAGUGGAAUCGUGUUGUGUUUAUACUCCUCUGGAUUUAGUUCCUUUACACACUAAUAUAUCCGAUUAUAUGCAUGCGAAAGAAAUUUUAUUUAAGAAUGUUGCGAGAAGGACUGUGGACAGACAAAAAGGUUCGGCGAGCCUUACGAGAAGUGCUUGCUCUAGAAGCAAGGUUUAUGCAUCAUGGGUGAACUUUUCACACCGAAAUGAUGCCAAAAUGUCUCUUCGGGAUGCCGAAGUCGUUGAAUAUACUGUGAAGAAAAAAAAUAAACUCGAUGAACACAGA